Molecule: messenger RNA, 1772 nt
Organism: Nanorana parkeri
Lineage: Eukaryota; Metazoa; Chordata; Amphibia; Anura; Dicroglossidae
Gene: PRKAA1
Product: protein kinase AMP-activated catalytic subunit alpha 1
Exons: 9
Coding region: 79-1764 (561 amino acids)
Biological process (GO): protein phosphorylation; intracellular signal transduction
Cellular component (GO): cytoplasm
Molecular function (GO): ATP binding; AMP-activated protein kinase activity
Source: RefSeq, a predicted model, not a curated record
CGCCCUCACUCUGACAGGACGUGCGCGCCCCCGCUUCCUCCUCCUAUCUCUCCCUUGCCCGUGUAUCCGGAGCGCGCAAUGCGCAGGCUCAGUACCCUGGUGAAGAUGGCGGCCGAUAAACAGAAGCAUCAUGAUGGCAGGAUGAAGAUCGGCCACUAUAUCCUGGGGGACACGCUGGGGGUGGGCACCUUCGGCAAAGUGAAGGUUGGUAAACACGAAUUAACGGGCCACAAAGUGGCUGUGAAGAUCCUGAACCGACAGAAGAUCCGAAGCCUCGAUGUGGUGGGAAAGAUUCGCCGGGAGAUUCAGAAUCUCAAACUUUUUAGACACCCUCAUAUAAUUAAGUUGUAUCAGGUGAUCAGUACACCAACAGAUAUAUUUAUGGUGAUGGAAUAUGUUUCAGGCGGGGAACUCUUUGACUAUAUAUGUAAGAAUGGGAAGUUGGAUGAGAAGGAAUCUCGGCGGUUGUUCCAGCAAAUUCUUUCUGGGGUUGAUUACUGUCACAGGCACAUGGUGGUGCACAGAGACCUGAAGCCUGAGAAUGUUCUUCUAGAUGCUCAUAUGAAUGCCAAGAUUGCAGAUUUUGGCCUUUCCAACAUGAUGGCUGAUGGAGAAUUUUUAAGGACGAGCUGUGGGUCUCCCAAUUACGCUGCACCAGAAGUUAUUUCAGGAAGGCUCUAUGCUGGCCCAGAAGUAGACAUAUGGAGCAGCGGAGUCAUUCUCUAUGCCUUGCUAUGUGGGACUCUUCCAUUUGAUGAUGACCAUGUGCCAACCCUGUUCAAGAAGAUCUGUGAUGGCAUCUUCUACACCCCACAAUAUCUAAACCCCCCUGUGACUAGCCUUCUCAAGCACAUGCUCCAAGUGGAUCCCAUGAAAAGGGCUACCAUAAAGGACAUUAGGGAUCAUGAAUGGUUUAAACUGGACCUCCCGAAGUAUCUGUUCCCAGAGGACCAAACCUGCAGUUCAAACCUGAUCGAUGACGAAGCCUUAAAGGAAGUGUGUGAGAAGUGUGAGUGUACGGAGGAGGAGGUCCUCAGCUGCCUGUACAGCCGCAAUCACCAGGACCCAUUGGCUGUAGCUUAUCACCUGAUCAUAGAUAACCGACGAAUUAUGAACGAGGCCAAAGAUUUCUAUUUGGCCACAAGCCCGCCGGAUUCAUUUGUGGAAGAGCCUCAACCACCCCGGCCCCAUCCUGAGAGAGUGCCCUUCUUGGUUGCAGAGUACCCCCGCCAGAGACACACGCUUGAUGAGCUGAACCCACAAAAAUCUAAGCAUCAGGUCGGUGUGAGAAGAGCAAAAUGGCACCUAGGAAUUAGAAGUCAAAGCCGACCAAAUGACAUCAUGGCGGAGGUGUGCCGGGCCAUGAAACAGCUAGGCUAUGAGUGGAAGGUGGUGAAUCCAUACUACCUCCGCGUUAGGAGAAAAAAUCCAGUAACGAGCAUGUACACAAAAAUGAGUCUGCAGCUAUACCAAGUGGACAGCCGGACAUACCUGCUGGACUUCCGCAGUAUAGAUGAUGAUGUUUGCGAGGGCAAAUCUGAAAAUACCACACCAAGACGGUCGGGGUCUGUUGGCAGUGCCCGCCUGCCUCAGAAAAGUGACUCUGACACGGAAGCCCCAGCAAAGUCAUCUAAUGGUUCCGUCCCUUCUUCGCUGACCUCAUCCGCAGACUCCUCCAACACCGACAUGGUCCCUCGACCAGGAAGCCAUACUAUAGAGUUCUUUGAAAUGUGUGCAAAUUUAAUCAAAAUCCUGGCGCGAUAGGUCUCGGC